AUGCUCAACGCCCCAUCCUCCCUGGCUCUGGUUACCGCCUUCCUAGCGCUGGGUGCAAGAGCUUUGCCGAAACCUCAUCCCGCUGCAACAUACCAGGUGGUCGAUGUCGGCGGACCAACAGCUUCCACCUCGGCUGCUGCUGUCAUAUACGAGACCGUAGCAAUUACCAAGUCGUCGAAGCCGAAGACUGUCACCAAAGCGUCUCUCACGGUGACUGUCACGCCGAAGGCUUCUAUCAAUACCACCAUGCCGUAUAGUGCGACCGCUUCUUCCACAAGCAUUGCAAAGCAAGAUUCGAUUGAGACACCAGCGAUUUACAGCACAUCGGUCGAGAAUAGCCCACUGUCCACGAUCUCGCUUCCUUCCAGCACGUGGGCACCUCCUAAAUCAACAUCUCCAACGAGCGCGGCAGCGUCUAGAACAACAUCAUCGACGAGGGUGGCAGUAUAUGGUCAGAAAACAACCAGCACCUGGUCUACACAACGGGCCGUUACCACAAGCGUAGCGAGCUAUGCUCCAUCUACCGCAACUAGCUGGACGAAGCCAGCUUCUGAGGCAAAUUCGCAGCCGACGAGUACCUGGACACCCAUCCCAGCAAGCACUUGGACACCAAUUCCGGCAAGCGUCUGGUUGCCAUCYCCGACAAGCGUGUGGAAACCAAGUCCAACGCUUGCGACGAACACGGUGUUUGAGACGAUGUAUGUUGGGCCAUCCGUAUACUCUCCGCCCGUGCCUGUUAAGAGCUCCUUUCCGACAUACGCUGUUCCUUGGAAUGCGACUCGUCAUUCAUGGGAGGCCACCCCUUAUUCGAGCCAUGGACCCACCGAAGUAGGUCCUGCUGGGGCACGUCCGACUGGUGCGCUCAAAGUCCCGCAUCUAGCUAUGUAA
Ramularia collo-cygni is the source of this 888-nucleotide messenger RNA. RefSeq lists its product as uncharacterized. The record is from RefSeq and is a predicted model, not a curated record. The transcript has a single exon. The coding region runs from base 1 to 888 and encodes 295 amino acids. Lineage: Eukaryota; Fungi; Ascomycota; Dothideomycetes; Mycosphaerellales; Mycosphaerellaceae.